This is a messenger RNA of Fonsecaea erecta, 636 nucleotides long. RefSeq lists its product as hypothetical. Bases 1 to 636 code for a protein of 211 amino acids. The transcript has a single exon. NCBI's taxonomy places the organism in Eukaryota, Fungi, Ascomycota, Eurotiomycetes, Chaetothyriales, Herpotrichiellaceae. The record is from RefSeq and is a predicted model, not a curated record.
AUGGAAAAUAACAAGCUUCUGGUUCAGGACGGUUAUAACAAGAUUGCAAAAACCUACCUCGACUGGAUCCAUGGAAGAUCAACAGUCCGUCUCGACUACGCAGAGAGGCUGCUUUCUGAACUGCCACACCCUUCCGAAGCGAAUGUCCUUGAGCUCGGCUGCGGUGCAGGAGUGCCCUGUACCCGCUUACUGGCCCAACGAUGCGGUCGAGUCUUUGCCAAUGACAUCUCUCAGUCGCAAAUUGACCUGGCCAAGACGAAUGUGCGAGAAGAGAAUGUGGAUUUCAUCCUGGGAGACAUGACAAGCCUCAAGUUCGAUCGUUCAGCGAUACAGGCUGUUGUGGCCUUCUAUUCCAUCAUCCACCUCCCGCGAGACGAGCAGCGCACCCUUCUCCGACAGAUUUGGGAGUGGACUUCCCCUGCGGGCUACCUGCUAUGCAACUUGGGAGUUUCAGAUAACCCUGGGUCGACAGCGGAUUGGUUGGGAUCGCGGAUGUACUGGAGCAGCUUCGAUGUCGAGACCAACCUUGAGAUGAUCAAGGACGCCGGCUUCACCGUCAUCCAAAGUGAAGUGCUACACGAUGACGAGGAUGGCAGGCUGGUUCCUUUUCUGUGGGUUCUGGCAGAAAAGAGAUGA